Messenger RNA from Macrosteles quadrilineatus (aster leafhopper), 1583 nucleotides. RefSeq names its product interferon-related developmental regulator 2-like. The coding region runs from base 200 to 1480 and encodes 426 amino acids. The transcript has 9 exons. NCBI's taxonomy places the organism in Eukaryota, Metazoa, Arthropoda, Insecta, Hemiptera, Cicadellidae. The record is from RefSeq and is a predicted model, not a curated record.
GACUGGAUGAUAGCCCCCGCCAACGAACAGGGUGCAUUUCGCAUGCUUUGGCUCUGAGUAGACCAUGACAUUUAUGUACUUUUCACUAAAUUUUCAUUUACACUCCGGAGUUUUAAGUAUACGAAACAGAAUAUAUAUAGGCAAUAUUUUAACUUCUUGAUUAAGUGAAAUUUUAGAUAAAUUUUAACAUAAUUGGAUCAUGCCUAAAGGGAAACGUAAAGGAAAAUCAGGAGGUGUUUCAGCUAGUAGAAAAGCUGACAUCGGCACUAGCGAUGAAGAUUCAAUCAAUGACAAUGCCAGCGUUAUCAGUAUGGCCUCUGAAACUACAGUUAUGGAAGAAGGUGUGGCUGGAGACGAAGUAGACGAACAGUCGCAAGACGAGGUGUUUGAGGAAAAGAUGUGUGAAGCCAUUGACGGCAUAACACAGAAGUCGGCUCAGGGCCGUACUAACAGUCUAGAUUCAGUUAGUCAGGCUCUGACUAAAAAGUACAUACCGGAUUUCAUCAUUGACAGGAGACUGACCAUAUGUGAUGGUAUUGAACGGUGCCUAAAGAAGGGACGAGGGGCUGAGCAGGCGAGCGCCGCACAGUUGGCAGCAUUGUUGUGUAUACAGCUGGGAGUCAGUGACCUCACUGAUCAGGUGUGCCACGACCUCAAGCCCUUACUCACAUUCACCAUCACAGACAAUUCUGGCAGUCCUUCUGCGAGGGCUAAGUGCUGCUGGACCCUGGCCAUGCUGGCGUUCCUUGACUCCACAGAUCCUCUGGCAGAUACUCACCGUACGUUGCUCUCAGUGUUCAGUGGCUCGUACUGCAAGGGAGACGGCACUCCUGCCACUGUGACCCCCGACUUGGCUAACCUCCAUGCUGCAGCCUUGUCAGCCUGGAGUCUACUGCUCACCAUCAUUGACAUCCACGCUUUCAACGAUCCUAACCUGGGCCAGAUUGUGGGUCUCUUGGACUCCCCACAUCUGGAGGUGAGGAUGGCUGCUGGUGAAGUGAUAGCACUCAUGUUGGAGCGAGGCAGACAGUAUGACGACGACUACGAGUGGGAGGCCAGCGAACAGCUGAUUGACAAACUGCGUCAGCUGGCCACCGACUCGCACAAGUACCGUGCCAAGAAGGACCGCAAGACUCAGCGAAGCAGCUUUCGUGACAUACUAAAAUAUGUUGAGGAUGACAUGCCGCCCAACAUCCAAGUGAGGUUUGGCCAGGAGACACUGGCCCUGGAUUCAUGGUGCAAAAAGAAACAAUAUGAUGCAUUUUGUCAGGUUCUUGGCUCAGGGAUGAAUCUCCAUCUGUCAGAAAAUGAUUUGCUGCGCGAAGUGUUUGAGCUGGGGGAAAAGUUGGUCCACUUGAACCUCGCUGCCCACAAACAGUCCAAGAUUGAGAGGCAUUUGAUGAACCAAGCCAACUUCAAGGCACGAUGUAUAACAAGGGGCAAGAAUCGAGACAAGCGUUCUGCGGUCUUUGCCAGCUAGUUAUUAAUUGAUGGGGUUAACAAAGAAAUAUUUAUUCUGUUUUAAUUUUUUGAUGUAUUUUGUUCUAUACAAAGUGUACAGUGAAAGUAAAAGUGAAAAAGAA